AUGUCUGCAGCCCCUAGAGACGCCUUAGAAUUUCCAGAAUCAGACAGGGCUUUCCUGGAGCCUCAACUACCACCGCGAGAUGGCUCGACCUCACGUCCUGAUAUGCCCUUCACGACUCUGACGUUCGCAACGUCUCUCGAUUCUUCGCUUGCGCUGUCCCCUGGAACACGCACCGCACUAUCAGGGCCCCAGUCCAAGGCAAUGACUCAUUAUUUGCGGUCUCGCCAUGAUGGCAUUCUCAUCGGUGUCGGCACGGCUCUGGCUGAUGAUCCAGGCCUAAAUUGUCGUCUUGAUGGGGUUGGAGGGUACGGCGGUGAAGGCUUGGAUUGUCAACCACGACCCAUUGUCAUUGAUCCAACAUUAAGAUGGGAUUUUUCUGACGAUAGCAAGUUGUUUCAACUUUGCAGGGAAGGCCGUGGCCGUGGUCCAUGGAUUGUGACUACUGUGCACGAGCCACCAGCCGAGAAAGUUUCUCUGCUCAAGAAAUACGGAGGUCAAUUCAUUUCGCUCAAUAUUCCAACUUCAGAGUCUGGUACUCACCGGAUUGAUUGGACUCAAUUGCUGGCCACUUUACGCUCGAAUGGCCUUCGAAGUGUUAUGAUCGAAGGUGGAGGCCAUGUCAUCAACUCAUUGUUGGAACCGACUUAUAUGGGUCUUAUUGAUCGAGUGAUUGUGACAAUUGCACCAACGUGGCUUGGUCAAGGGGGCGUGGUUGUCUCUCCAGCGAGAAGAUUUGAUGGCGAAGGGAAUUCGAUGUCUGCCGCGAGGUUGAAGAAUGUUCAGUGGUACCCAUUUGGAGAAGACGUUGUUCUAUGUGGUCAAGUCAAAAUCUAG
Molecule: messenger RNA, 834 nt
Organism: Penicillium daleae
Lineage: Eukaryota; Fungi; Ascomycota; Eurotiomycetes; Eurotiales; Aspergillaceae
Product: RibD family protein
Exons: 1
Coding region: 1-834 (277 amino acids)
Biological process (GO): riboflavin biosynthetic process
Molecular function (GO): 5-amino-6-(5-phosphoribosylamino)uracil reductase activity
Source: RefSeq, a predicted model, not a curated record